CCUACAGCAAACGGGACAUUUGGAUAGCUUCAAGAGCUGCAGCUGGCAACGAGCAUCUUCAUUUAUCCGCUUUAGCUCUUCUUAGCUUCGAUAUUAUCUUCUAUUGGUGGACAAACAGCCGUGUUCAAAGCUGACCUGACCAUGGGCUUCAACCCCACCACCACUAUUUUGCUUAUUGCUUUCUUACUCGUCGUCUUGCCGGCGAGGGUAGAAGCAUUUGGAGCUGGAAAUAUUGCUUCUGUUUCGGCCGUCGAAGGCAAGAACUGGCGCCAUGGAGAUAUCGAAGAUGUCAUCAAGACCCUUGCGUUCAUCAAGGGCCAUAAAUGGACCGCCAAUAUGGUAAAGAGAGUCUAUUUUGGUAACUGGUUACGAGAUUACUCGCAAGCUGUUGAUGUUGGGACUCUGAAAAAUGUCCCCGCUGACAGUGUCCGUGUCCUUGUGUGGGUCCUGUCUUUUAUGACUUUUGGAUAUGCUACGGCAGAGUUUGAAGUUACCUCUGAGAGGCUUGGAGUGUAUCGACCAGAAGAGCACAUUGAUAAUCCAAAGGGAUACGCAGACGAUAAGGAUGCAAGACAGUAUGACCCACGUUUACGUGGUCCUGUCCAGCGAGUCGAGCUUGAAAUCGACCCUGAAACUGGCAUGAAAAACUACAUUGCGAAUGAACGAGGCAACUGGGCAACGAGUGCCGGCUAUGUCAAGUACAGCUUCUCCCGUAGCAUCCACUUUGCCCGACAGUACAUCAAUGGAGGCCACCUGCGCAAGGGUAAAGAUGAGGACCUAUACGAAGCCCUGCGCUGUCUGGGUCAAGGCUUGCAUACUCUCGAGGACUUUGGUGCUCAUACGAAUUACUGUGAGCUAGUUUUGCGAGAGAUGGGCAUGCUUAAUGUUUUCCCUCACACGGGAACGAACACGAUGAUGAACAUCAAAGGGAAACACGUCUUCCCACUAGUAACAGGCACUUUUGGAAUGGUGGAUUUCCUCCACUCAGUGCUAGGAGAAGCAUCUGACCAUGUUACGCAAUCUGAGAUCAGCGAGUUGGACACUACGCUUGAAAAUGCGGAGGUGGGCGGUGCUACGACAGGCUCAGUGAACGCCCUGACAAGCUUGCUGUCCAAAGUCCCUGGCAUGGGUGAUUUGAUUGCUGAAGCCGAGAAGCUUAAGGCUAGCUCUCAAGCCCAGGCUCAGGCAAACAGCAAUGCUGGCUACGGAUACGGUGCCUCUAGAGGUGUCGACGACGGACAGGCACAGGCGUAUGGUGCAGCGGGCGGAUAUGAUCAGACAACUCGGGCUGGGCCAGGGGGAUUGCCAAGUGUCGACCCACAGAAGGUUAUUUCCCAGAUAUAUCCGAUCCUUGUCUUCAGAGACAAUGUCGUGAGAAGAAUCUCUUCCGUCGUAUCGAAGAUCCCCGGCCUCGAGUCCCUUGUCGAAAAGAUUACUGAUACGCUCAGCGUGUUUAUAUUCUCGUUGCUGUCUCCCUUCGUCAGACCUCUUAUCAAAGUAGCAACCUCACAGCUGCAAACUGGGUCAUCUGGGGUCAUUAACACCUCCGAGCAGCAUCAGUAUGAGCCAUGGACGGAUCCAAACUGCACUGAUCCAACUCACUCCCUGCUUUCAAAAGAUCACUUUUCCAACAUCCUUAAUGAGCCGGCCGGACACGUGGCGGCCGCCAUUCUCAAAUAUGUAGUGCCUCGAGUGUUAUACGCAUGGCAGCAUGUCGAUAUCCCAGUCGAGGAUGUCCUCGCAGAUUGCCUGAGGGUAUUUCAUCACCCAGCGCUUCGAGACAUGAACAACGAAGCUCAUCGGACGAUGUUUGAGGCUGUACAGAACUGGGCUCGCUCGAGACGUGACGGUGGUGCUAGCCUAGAUACGGUCUUGAACGCACAGAGCGUAAGAGAAGGCAAAAACCAUACUGGCGGCAACCCCCAUCUGCAAGGGGGCGGUCACGGACAUGGAUCUGGGCACGGAUAUGGUCAACAGCCAAUGCAUGGAGCGGCCCAUGGCUAUCAGCCGCCCUAUCAACAGCAACAGCAACAUCAAAGUUACAACUCACCUCAAUAUGGCCAGCAGUCGUAUCCUCAUCAAGGUGGUGGCGGCGGUUCCCAUCAUAGCAGUAAUCCACUAUCAAACAUACCAGGCCUGUCGGCCCUGGCAGGCCUUACCGGCAACUCUUCACACCAGGGGUCAGGCUACUCGAACGCAGGGUCAGCAGCAUCAUCUAUUCCAUGGGAUAAACUGUCUCAUCUGCCCAUCCCAGGCGCAUCCAAUUUAGGCAAAAUAGGAGGUUUCUUGUCGGGAUCAGGGGGCCGAACAAGAGAGUUAGGUGAUGAGACCAGCAGGGGUAUCGCACCAGAAGAACAUCCAGCAUCACGAAGUACAACACCUCAACCUGAGAUGCCACCACCCGCUGGCUACGAGCACUAUCACCAGCAGAGAGAAGGUAACCCUAUAUAUGAACCACCGAGCGAAGGUGCCCACACAUAUGAUUACUACUAUGGUCCAGGCCACAACAGCGGCUACGGUCACUCGCAUCAGUACUAGUCAAAAAGCUGAUAUGAGACAGCCCCUCACAAAGAGAAAGCUUGCAUGUACUUAGCUCGAUAAACUCGCUAACACUUCAGAUUUCGUCCGAAACCAGACGGAAACCGUUGCCCGAGUUGGACGGCGGAAAGUAGAGGACCCCAUAAGAAAACGACCAGCCUCUGAGGCUGAAGGGGGUUGAUGCCCAGUCUGAUGUAACAACAGCCAAACUUCCCCAGACAAAGCUAAGCUGCCAAUCAUGGUGUACACAUCCAAUUGAAAUGAGCAGGGAUUUGACGUUGCACUACUGCGUGAAAGGAAUAUAAUUCAACUUGCAUGGUCUGUACUCUCUGCCUUCAUUGUGUCCCGGUCCCGAAUCUCCCUUAGCGAGAGCGCUAGAGGUCUUCCCACAGGCUGGUUGGUUAAGCAGCUAAGUAACUGGUUAACUCGUCAGGGAGUUAUCGCGCUUUAGGCUGUGGGGCCGAGGAUAGGAUUCUUCUACUCGAAUCGUUUCAUCGUGAAGGAAGUUACUUCUUUUCAACUACUGGAUUUUAAUAAUGCGUCUCACACCUGAUGCUCCCUUCAAUCACGAUUCCGCUCCCAGAGAGGAGCUGUGAAACCCUCGGCUUGUUGCAACGUCUGGUCUAGUCAACCAUUUAGCGUCUUGCAUGGGGCGUGCAUGGACUCUUCUAACGGCUAUGUCUCGAGGAAGAGCUCCCCGAUGCCCCUGGGUGGUGUACUUUUUGCUUCCGUAGUUUUUCUCUUGAAGGAUCA
Molecule: messenger RNA, 3291 nt
Organism: Trichophyton rubrum CBS 118892
Lineage: Eukaryota; Fungi; Ascomycota; Eurotiomycetes; Onygenales; Arthrodermataceae
Exons: 4
Coding region: 142-2538 (798 amino acids)
Source: RefSeq, a predicted model, not a curated record